Molecule: messenger RNA, 1305 nt
Organism: Closterium sp. NIES-65
Lineage: Eukaryota; Viridiplantae; Streptophyta; Zygnematophyceae; Desmidiales; Closteriaceae
Source: the annotation of a GenBank genome assembly
AUGGAGCAGGCACGCUCCGUGUCCACGAUGGUCUCGCUCCCAGCGAUCCAGGCCAAGCAGCAGCGUCGGUCACUCGUCGCUGUCGCCGCCUUGACCGCUCGCGACCUGCAGGGCAGGUCGCUGGAGCAGCUGCGUGCCAUGGCCCGCCAAAAGGGUAUCGUUGGCAGCAACAAGGCCCAGCUCAUUGCCGCCCUCACUGGCGGUGCCUCCGCAGCCACGCCCGCGGCGUCGUACAGCCGCGCUGCUGCGGCUGUGUCGGGCGACGAGGCCCUCCUGCAGAGCAAGACUCUGGGUGAGCUGCGCGCGCUCGCCUCCGCUAAGGGUCUCCGCGGUGACACCAAGGCGGAGAUCAUCAAGCUGCUCCUGAGCGUUGGCGGCGUCACCCCCGCCCCGGCUGCGCCCGCUAUUUCCUUCUCCGCUGAGGCGCUUUCCCCCGUGGUCCCCAACACCCAGUCUAUCUCCGACUACCAGCGCCGCCUCCAGACCAAGCCCAUGUCCAAGCUGCGCGCCGUUGCACGCAUGCGCGGAGUCUCGGGGACCACCCGCGCGGAGCUGGUCGCGGGGCUUCUCGCGUACCACGGCGGUGCUUCCGCCGCUGGCGCUCCCGCGUCCGCGGUGCAGGGUUUCGCGCAGGACAAGCCCGAGAUUGUCGGCCAGCUAGAGAGCCUCGCCUUGAGCGAGCUGCGCGCGCUCGCUAAGGCGCGGGGAGUGCGCGGAGACACCCGCAAGGAGCUCAUCAAGCUCCUGACUGGCCCCGCCGCUCCCAAGGCUGCUGCCCCCGCUUCCUACACCAACGGCAGCGCCGUGGCCUCGUCGUCGUCCUCGUCCUACACCCCGUCGUACUCCGCCCCCGCGUCCUCCUCCGCGCCCGCUCUCCCUAGCGCUAGCAUCCUCGCCACGAAGUCGCUGGCGCAGCUGCGCGCGAUUGCCGCCCAAAGGGGUAUCCGCGGUAACACCAAGCAGGAGCUGGUGAAGGCUCUGACCUCUUGGGCAAUGGGGAUGUGGAAGUUGGGCAAUGGAGAUGUGGAAGAUGGCAAUGGGGGUAUGGAAGAUGGGAAUGGGGGUAUGGAAGAUGGGAAUGGGGGUAUGGAAGAUGGGAAUGGGGGUAUGGAAGAUGGGAAUGGGGGUAUGGAAGAUGGGAAUGGGGGUAUGGAAGAUGGGAAUGGGGGUAUGGAAGAUGGGAAUGGGGGUAUGGAAGAUGGGAAUGGGGGUAUGGAAGAUGGGAAUGGGGGUAUGGAAGGAAAGCACGUGGCACGGCAUCAGCACAUUGAGAUCCGGCACUCUCAGACACAUGCCGUCCUCUGA